AUGGAACCAACCAUCAGAAAAGCCUUCGCAAGAUUCCUACAUGCAGCUGAGGUCAUUUCGCAAGAGGCAGGAAAGAAACUUGACAAUAAUAAAAGCAGAGUCGCGAACACGUCCUCCGUAAGGUCCAGAAGAUCGAGAACUUCGGUGAAAACUGGAUCUACACGUUCAUCACUUCAUUCAGAAAGAAGAAUAGCAAUGGCGGAAGCAGCUGCCGCGAAAGAGCAAGCGGAGUACGACAGAUUAAUUGCUCAAAUGGAGAAAGAUCGGAAACAAUGCGAAGCCCAAGAGGUGCUAGAGAGAUCAGCAGCACAAGCCUGACAUGAACACGAUAUAGCAGUUCUUGCAGCCCGGAAAUUGGAAGCAGUAGCUCAAGUGAAGCUCGAAGCCAUUGAAAGAUCCAUAAUCCAGGAGGAAGAUGAUUCGUAUUCUGGGAAAUCAAGUCGGAAAGCCAGCGUAGAACCUUUGGAACGCACCAAAGCUUGGGUAGAGAACCAACCUCCCUUUGAAAGUGAUGUGGUGAGAAUGAUUAAACGAGAAGUUAACGAUGAGUUCAAUCAGACUUUACCCCAUCCCAUCGGACACCGAUCGGAAAGACACCAUAUAUAUGAAACACAAGAACCUAGUCGCGUAGUUCAACAAUGUAUGGGAGCGAUAGCUACGACCAAUGAGAAACUAACUGCAAGUCUGGCAAAGUUGAGUUUGCCGAAAUGUCACCCAGAUGUAUUUUCUGGAGACGCUACGAUGUUCCAUCCUUGGAAAAGCGCAUUUAAAGGAAUGACAGAAAGUUGCAACGUCACCCCAGAGAACGAAAUGAACUAUUUAUGUAUGUAUACAACCGGCGAGCCACGAAAGUUGGUGAACAGUUAUCGGAAAAGACGUCAUAAAGACCUUACAAACGCAUUUCUUACAAGACUUCGAGAAUCAGCCAGAUUUGGAGAAUAUGAUAAGAAGAAACUCCAAGCAUUCUCAGAUUUGUGCUCGGACGUGGUUUCGCAAGUUAGUCAACUUCCUGGCUUAGCAUGCCUCAACUAUCCAAACGCCAUUCGACCCAUCCUCUAUAACUUACCAGAAUCCCUUCGCAACAGAUGGGACAAGCAAGUCGUUGAAUUCACUCAGAAAAACAAAGACGCUUAUCCUGAUUUUACUGUGUUUGCCUCCAUGAUCGAGAAACAGUCCCUACUCAAGAAUCACCCAAACGUGACAGCUUUCGAGAAACGAGGAAAGGGAGAUCGGAGAAAGCCUUUUAUACCACCACUUAUCCCACCAGAGGACCCCCUGCAUACGGUCUUGGCGGGAGAAACUAAAACAGAAGAUGAAGAAGUGAAAGAAAAACACUGCCCGUUCCACAAAUGCAUCGGACAUACGUUGUCAGAGUGUAAAUCUUUCGCUCAAAAAACCCUGGAGGAGAAAACGCAAUGGAUCAAAGAGGAAAAGUUAUGUUUCCGAUGCUUGGUUGCAGGACACAUAGCCAAUCAAUGUAAAUCGAAAGUGAAAUGCGGGAAGUGUAGCAGUGAACGUCACCCAACGCUUCUUCACAAGGAGAAAUGGAACAAUGAUGCCCGAAGCAAAGAAAUAACAUCCGCGCGAAUGAGUAUUGGUUGCAACGCCGACAGAAACGUUUGCUGUAGCAAGGUUGCCCUGCUUGACAUGUUCCAUUCAGACAGACCGCAGAAGAAGAGUUUACACCAUUGUAGAUGAGCAAAGUAACACGUCUAUGAUUAGCCCGGAAUUAGCUGACGGCCUUGGUAUAUCAGGACCAAAGGAGAAAUACCUGCUGUCAACAUGUAGUGGCUCGAAAGAAACAAGGUUUGGUCGACGGGUCCCGGGUUUGAUGGUCACACCAGUUAAAGGAAAACCACUGGAGCUACCCACACUGAUCGAAUGUGAUAACAUCCCCAAAGAUAAGAGUGAAAUCCCCUCACCAGAGUUUGCCAUGAAGUAUACCCACCUUCUCUCCAUUGCUGAUGAAAUUCCCUCGUUGGACAGUAGAGCAGAAGUUCAGCUCUUAAUUGGUCGAAAUGCGCCAGAACUGUUGAAAGUGAGAGCAUUCUGCAACGGUCCUAAUGGAACUCUGUGGGCACACAAACUAGCUGUUGGUUGGACGAUAUGCGGACAAGCCUGCGUCGAUCGUCAAGGAGGACCAAUUCAUGUCGGUACCCACCGUACAAUUUACUACGACCCACCGAGACAGACACAUUUCGAACAAGAUGAUGUGAGCACUUUGCAACGUGAUGCCAAACCCAAGCAAGAUAAAGUAACACAAGAGAGAUCUCAUACCAUGAGUUGA
Molecule: messenger RNA, 2287 nt
Organism: Paramuricea clavata
Lineage: Eukaryota; Metazoa; Cnidaria; Anthozoa; Malacalcyonacea; Plexauridae
Source: the annotation of a GenBank genome assembly